ACUACAGCGGUUGCUACCAGGACGACGCGCGGCGCCCAGGAGAAGAAGAGCCAAGGUUGUCGGCGUACGGCGGAGAAGGCGAGCAUGGGCAUGCCGUCCGUCAAGGCGCGGGCAAUGCCCGGCUUCCAGCACACGCCUCCGGGCUCGUGCUGCUUCGACGACGUCGGCAUGCCGCCGGAGCACAUGCGCGCCUUCGAGGCGUACCUCGAGAAGGUGGUGCCGGUGGACAUGAUCGUGGCGUCGCGGCGGGAGGAGGACGCGCGUCUCCGGCGUGGGGGCAAGCCGAGGAGCUACGACGACGACGUGAAAGAGAAGCUCAAGCUGUGGGCCAAGGCAGUGGCCGAGAACACGACGGGUGUGCGUGUAAUUAACUCAUGCAUGAGAGGAUAGACGGGUUUCAUUCUAUUUCGUGCAGUAGCUAGGUUAGCCUAAGAAGAUAUAGCUAGGCUUAAAAUUUGUUCAAUUAAUUUGACAGCGAUGGAAC
Lolium perenne is the source of this 484-nucleotide messenger RNA. RefSeq lists its product as uncharacterized. The record is from RefSeq and is a predicted model, not a curated record. NCBI's taxonomy places the organism in Eukaryota, Viridiplantae, Streptophyta, Magnoliopsida, Poales, Poaceae.